UUCGUAAGUGUCAGUGCUGCGCGAACAGCUCCGCCGCGUGGUGUACCGCCGCAGGACCGCAAACCGCGCCAACUGGACCACUGCGAUUUGUUCAGUGACGUUAUGUGAAACUAAUUUAUAUUUGUGCUCGUUAUUGGGAGAUUGCCAUUAUUCUGAUACGCAGAUAUAGGAUCGGUUUAAUGUCACCUGUUUAUCUAAAUAUUAAAUGAUUAUUUUAUAGUUUUGGUUAGUACAAUGUUAAAAAAUUGUGACGACAAAGGAAAUGAAGUGGAUAAUAGAACGGCAUACAGUGAACGUUGCAAGUUGUAGUGCUUACAAAACUAGGGUGCCAAUAGUAUAAUGCAGUGUACAAAUAUAUAGAUGAAGUGAGAAGAGAAGAAAUUUGAAAAUGCAAUAAAUAUAUUCGUCUGUAACGAUGGAGGGUGCUGUGCUGAGCGCCCAGAGCAACAACAGAUUCCGUACGCACCUGAAGAACGCCGCGAGUGCUUUGUGCGCGAGGACACUUCCCAAGCAAAGAUGCAGCGAGGCGACGGCGAGCUCGUCCCGUCAUCACACUUACCCGCGCUCGGCGCCGCUAAAGCGCGCUCCCAUCUCCUGCCGCAUGGAGCCGCUGAAGCAGCAAGAACAGCCCAGCGGUGCCCCCGCAGGUUAUCUGACGGGUCAAGAGCGAUCACGUGACGUCACAUCGAUCUGUGAUCUCGCUCAACACUCAAUCACAACUCACUUAGGUCUCCAAUUCAGACAUAGGUUCCGUUUGUAUAAAUAUAACGUUAUGAAUAUUUUAAUGCGACUUUUUGUCAUGAGUUCUGUGUUUGUGUUGUCCUUGAAGUGUGAUAGUGAUGUUGACUCAUGCCGGUGUGAACUUUUAAGCUCUGUUCACAGCGACAGGGAGGUGGCGAGCGCCUGGGAGUGCCGCGUCGGCCCGCCCGACCGACCCGCGCCCGCCCACCGGGUGCAGGGACUCUUCAACGACAUCGAACUCUAUCCCACUAAAACACAGGUGUUCGAAAUGUUGGUGUGCGCGCGUCAAUGUGCGCGGCGCAAGUCGCUCAUCCUCACCUUCGGGGAGUUCUGCGUGUUCGCCGCGGAGCUACGGCGAUGCUCGCGGCAGGCUCGACAAGUUUCCAACAAGCCCGACUCUCCCGUGUGGACCGUGGACAAAGACCUUCGGGAUAAGGACACGAUAUGCAAACAUAUGAACGGCAGCGAGGCGUCGCCGCCGCCGUGCGAGGUGUUUCUGGGAGGCUCGUGCAAUCCCACCACCUGGAGGUCGGACAUCGCUAUACCCAUGCUGAAGAAGAUGGGCAUCACAUAUUUCAAUCCGCAAGUAGAGGACUGGUCGACGGAGUUAAUGGAGGUGGAGCACCGCGCGAAGUCCGCGGCGCGCGCGCUAUUGUUCGUGCUGGACAGCGAGACGCGUGCGGUGGCCGCCAGCGUGGAGGCUGCGCAUCUAGCAGCGGCGCCACGUGACCUGCUGCUGGUACUGCGACCCUACACAAGACACCAGCUUAUCGGCAACGAGACCAUCACUGACCAGGAGUACGUUGAGCUAUCCCGAGCUAGAGCGACGCUGCAGGAGGCAGUGGAGCGGCGCGGGCUGCCCGCGUUCUCGGACAUCCCGGCGGCAAUUGAUACAGAUAGUCGGAACGGACAGGAGGAGGUGCCCAGACUGGCGGAGGGGGAGGAGAGCCGAGUGUCGGAGGGGGGUGAGAAGACGCGGGAGGGCAACGGGCUGCUGGUGCACAACCCACGGCUCAGGGCCUACGGGAGGAAACUUGGAUUAUUCAUUCCUAAGAACGGUGGCAAUCGCCCAUCGGAGGGUAGCCCUGGCGAUUGA
Molecule: messenger RNA, 1837 nt
Organism: Papilio polytes (common Mormon)
Lineage: Eukaryota; Metazoa; Arthropoda; Insecta; Lepidoptera; Papilionidae
Gene: raw
Exons: 12
Coding region: 416-1837 (473 amino acids)
Cellular component (GO): plasma membrane
Source: RefSeq, a predicted model, not a curated record